CCGCCCCCCGCUCCUCGUCCGAGGCCGCCCGGCCCGCGGGCUCCCCUGGGCCGCAGGCAGAGACCCCGGGCGGCUGGAGGGCCCGGCGGCGUCGGGGGCGCUGGGCCGGGCGGACCCCAAACCCUUUCUGGGAGGAAGCCCCCCGCCGACGGCUCCGCAGCCUCGGGCCGGCCGCAAGGUCACAGUGGCCGGAGCGUGGGGCCUGCGUUUCUUGGUCUUGGAGCGGCCGCCAGCCCUGGCACCCAUGUCUCCCUGGGCCCCCGUCGUGGGGGGGUCGGGGGGCCCCACCCAGAGGCCUGUCUCUUAGCCUGGAACCUUUUGGGUCCGGGCCGCCUGGGCAGAAUGUCACGAUGGAGGAGGGGGGCACACCCCUGCUCCCCGACUGCCUGGUCUACCAGAUCUUCCUGAGCCUGGGCCCUGGGGACGUGCUGGCCGCCGGGCUGGUGUGCCGCCAGUGGCAGGCCGUGUCCCGAGACGAGUUCCUGUGGAGGGAGCAGUUCUACCGCUACUACCAGGUGGCCCGCGAUGUGCCCCGACACCCAGCGGCCACGUCCUGGUAUGAGGAGUUCCGGCGGCUCUACGACACGGUGCCCUGCGUGGAGGUGCAGACGCUCCGGGAGCACACUGACCAGGUCCUGCACCUCAGCUUCUCGCACUCGGGCUACCAGUUUGCGUCCUGCUCCAAGGACUGCACCGUGAAGAUCUGGAACAACGACCUGACCAUCUCGCUGCUGCACAGCGCGGACAUGCGGCCCUACAACUGGAGCUACACCCAGUUCUCCCAGUUCAACCAGGACGACUCGCUGCUGCUGGCCUCGGGGGUGUUCCUGGGGCCCCACAACUCCUCCUCCGGGGAGAUCGCGGUCAUCAGCCUAGACACCUUCGCGCUGCUGUCGCGAGUGCGCAACAAGCCGUACGACGUGUUUGGCUGCUGGCUCACGGAGACCAGCCUCAUCUCGGGGAACCUGCACCGCAUCGGGGACGUCACCUCCUGCUCCGUGCUCUGGCUCAACAACGCCUUCCAGGAUGUUGAGUCUGAGAACGUCAACGUGGUGAAGCGGCUCUUUAAGAUCCAGAACCUCAACGCCAGCACCAUCCGCACCGUGAUGGUGGCCGACUGCGGCCGCUUCGACAGCCCCGACCUCCUGCUGGACAGCAGCGCGCCCCCGGGCCGCGUCUUCGACCUGGGCAGCGACGGUGUCGAUGAGGAGGAGGAGGAGGCGGCGGCAGCGGCGGCUGGCCCAGCCCCCGUGCGCACCGAGGGCUGGCGGCGCCUCCUGCACGGGCUCCUGGACACCCGGGCUCAGCCGCCGCUGGCGGAGCGCGUGCUGGAGACCAGGGUGGCGGAGCUGCUGGCCCAGGGCCGCACCAAGCCCCCCGAGGGCAUCGCGGCCUGCGCCCAGCACAAGCUCCUCAUCUUCACCACCGGCUGCCUCACCUACUCCCCGCACCAGAUUGGCAUCAAGCAGAUCCUGCCGCACCAGAUGACCACAGCGGGGCCGGUGCUGGGCGAGGGCCGGGCCUCCGACGCCUUCUUCGAUGCCCUGGACCACGUGAUCGACGUGCACGGGCACAUCGUUGGCAUGGGCCUGUCCCCCGACCACAGGUACUUGUACGUGAACAGCCGCGCCUGGCCCAGCGGCUCAGUGGUGACCGACCCCAUGCAGCCGCCGCCCAUCGCCGAGGAGAUCGACCUGCUGGUGUUUGACCUCAAGACCAUGCGGGAGGUGAAGCGGGCCCUGCGCGCCCACCGCGCCUACACGCCCAACGACGAGUGCUUCUUCAUCUUCCUGGACGUGAGCCGGGACUUCGUGGCCAGUGGGGCCGAGGACCGGCACGGCUACGUCUGGGACCGCCACUACAACAUCUGCCUGGCCAAGCUGCGGCACCAGGACGUCGUCAACUCCGUGGUCUUCAGCCCCCAGGAGCAGGAGCUCCUGCUGACAGCCAGCGACGACGCCACCAUCAAGGCCUGGCGCUCGCCCCGCACCGUGCGCAUCCUCCAGGCCCCCCGCCCGCGCCCCUUCUUCUCCUGGUUCGCCAGCCAGAGGCGCUGAGGGGCGUACCCGAGAAGCACCCGUGUCCUCGCUGCAGGACCCACUGAGGCCGCGAGGAAGCUGCUGCCCAGAUGGCGUGGGGGCAGAGCUCGCAGCAGCAGUGCCUGAGGAAGGGGGUCCGCGGGCGGCAGUAGACACUGGACCCCACCACGCUUGUGCACACACACCACCUCCCACAGCCGUGACGCUUAGCUCUCGGGCACCUGGGCGGCCUCCUGGCUGCUUGGGGUGCACGGGACACCGGGAGCCCCCCUUCACCCACCCCUCUCCCUAGGCCUGGGCCCUGUGAUGUCAGCACGACCCUCCCCCUCGGCUGGCCCUCUGGGGCCCUGGGUGGUGGUCCUGGCCCAGCCUGACCCUGGGAGCCCCAGGGUCCCCUCUGGUGGGCGAUGCGGGUCACCUGUGGGCCCAGUGGACUGCAUGUCACUUACCACCUGUUCAGGCCCCGAAUAAACAGUUGGCAGCAA
Molecule: messenger RNA, 2524 nt
Organism: Eptesicus fuscus (big brown bat)
Lineage: Eukaryota; Metazoa; Chordata; Mammalia; Chiroptera; Vespertilionidae
Gene: FBXW5
Product: F-box and WD repeat domain containing 5
Exons: 8
Coding region: 351-2057 (568 amino acids)
Biological process (GO): protein ubiquitination
Cellular component (GO): Cul4-RING E3 ubiquitin ligase complex; SCF ubiquitin ligase complex
Molecular function (GO): protein binding
Source: RefSeq, a predicted model, not a curated record